AAGAAAAAGAAAAGAAGAAGAGGAAGAAGAAGGCGAUCGGGCAUUUGCGGGGAAGGAAAAAAAUUUAGAGAAAGAUGGAAGCAGGUAAAGCAGCUGGUACCGAUUCCGGGGAAGAGAGUAGGAUGAUCAAAGUUAAUGUGAAGUUCGGUGGACGGUCUAUACCGGUGGAAAUUCCGUUGGACUCCACCGUCAGAGACCUCAAGUCUAUCCUUCAACCCCUCACUAAUGUCCUCCCUCGUGGCCAAAAGUUCAUCUUCAAAGGGAAAGUUUUGGUGGAUGAAAUGACAAUGAGGUCAUCGGAAAUUAUCAAUGGUUCUAAAAUCAUGCUCAUGGCUACUCAAGGUCUACACCAAGGGGAUGGCCCCAUUAAGCAGGAAGCUCCGGCUAUAGAGAAGAAUUUGAGGAGGAGAACAAGUGAACUGCUGAAGGCAAACAAAGAAGUUUCUGUUCCAAAAAGCCAGCUCGAAAGAUGGAAAGCUACUGGGGUUAUUGCACUGUCUGAGUGCAAUCUGAAGGCCAUACCUGAGGAAGUCUGGAUGUGUGGACCUUCCGCUAGACUCCUUGAUCUCAGCCACAACUCGCUACUACAACUUCCAGAUAAAAUUGCCUGUUUGAGCUCCAUGCAGAAACUGCUCCUUAAUGCCAAUGAUUUAUCAGAUAAAUUAAUUAGCUGGGAAGGGUUAACCUCACUGAAGUCUCUUACCAUUCUGUCGUUGAAUCAAAACUGUUUAGCAGUGCUGCCUUCUGCCAUCGGGGCUUUGACGUCUUUGAGGCAACUUCUUGUUGAAAAUAACAAGUUGACAUGUCUCCCAACUGAAAUAGGCCUUCUAACAAAUCUUCAAAUCCUGAAAGCAGCGAACAAUCGGAUAAACGAUAUUCCUGCAAGCAUAGGGGAAUGCAUUUCUCUUGUUGAGGUUGAUCUCUCAUCAAAUCUCCUGGUAGAAUUACCAGAGACAUUUGGGAAUUUAAAAGAUUUGAAGGCUUUGUAUACAAGUAAUAAUGGACUGAGAUCCCUCCCCAGUACCCUAUUUAAAAUGUGUAGCCAACUUUCGAUUCUGGAUCUGCAUGGGACAGAAGUAACAAUGGAUGUUCUUCGCCAGUUUGAAGGAUGGGAUGAUUUUGAUAAUCGCCGCCGCUUGAAACAUCAGAAGCAGCUGGAUUUCCGAGUUGCUGGGUCAGCUGAAUUUGAUGAAGGUGCUGACAAGCGCUACUGAGCUGCUAGUUGAGACACUUGCCGGUUGGAGACCUACACAACAGUAACGUAGGAAAGUCAUAGUCUGUCCAUUCAAAGUUCUCAGCUGCCAACGGAUUUUGUUGUCUGAUGGUUCCAAGGCUGAGAGUAUGCAUAUAUACAAUCACAAUUGAACGCAUGAUUAAUAUCUACAAAAUGGAACUACUAGUGAGUAAUAUCAACAACC
Coffea arabica (coffee) is the source of this 1418-nucleotide messenger RNA. RefSeq names its product LRR repeats and ubiquitin-like domain-containing protein At2g30105. The record is from RefSeq and is a predicted model, not a curated record. Gene Ontology annotation, cellular component: cytoplasm. Gene Ontology annotation, molecular function: protein binding. NCBI's taxonomy places the organism in Eukaryota, Viridiplantae, Streptophyta, Magnoliopsida, Gentianales, Rubiaceae.